Messenger RNA from Lampris incognitus (smalleye Pacific opah), 2558 nucleotides. It is a transcript of the gene trmt1l, whose product is annotated as tRNA methyltransferase 1-like. Bases 1 to 2058 code for a protein of 685 amino acids. Gene Ontology annotation, cellular component: nucleus. Gene Ontology annotation, molecular function: RNA binding. The record is from RefSeq and is a predicted model, not a curated record. The transcript is spliced from 16 exons. Lineage: Eukaryota; Metazoa; Chordata; Actinopteri; Lampriformes; Lampridae. Gene Ontology annotation, biological process: tRNA N2-guanine methylation.
AUGGCGGAGCUCAAGGAAAGAGACGCUGUUCAGCUACACCAGGAGGACGUCGAUAUAAACGAAAGAGGUGGAGAACCUGGUCAGGAUGUCCCCCCGACAGAUGACCAUGAUGUGGUAGCUGUGAAGAAGAGUGAAGAUAGGGACGGUGAUGCUAAACCAUCCACUACAACUAUCGAGAGACACAUAUCCAUUCAGAGUAAACUGGAAGGCCUUGAGAUGCUUGUUGACCUCAAUGGUGCCGGUCGGAAGUCAUGUCCUCUGUGCCCCGAGGAGAAGUUUAAGGCCUGCUAUAGCCACAAGUUGAGACGCCAUCUCCAGAAUCUCCACUGGAAAGUCUAUGUUGAGUUUGAAGGUCAAAGAAUGUGCAUCUGCCACCUGCCCUGCAGACACAUGAAGCCCAGCCUCAGUGCAGACCAAACACCAGGGAGGCAUGUGGCUCACUACCACUGUGUGGUGUGUUCUGUCACCAUUGCCCGUAAAACAGAUAUGGUGAGCCACCUGAAACGCCACAUCAACAAGGGAGAGACAGAGGCUAGCUACUCAGGGAGCUCGGAUGUGCCUUUCGAGGAGCCAGCUCCCUCUGGCCAGGCUUAUGAAAUCAUGAAGGAGCUUGGGACCAAUGUCCAGCUCCUCCCCAACCACACCACCCCACAGAAGAGUGACACUUAUUUCAACCGUAAGAUGAAGACCAACAGGCAGCUAGUGUUUUGUUCGUUGGCUGUACUGGCAGAGGAGAGAAACCCUUUGGAGUGUCUGGAUGCUUUUGGGGCCACAGGUAUUAUGGGCCUACAAUGGGCUAAGCACCUUCGUAAUGCAGUCAAGGUGACCAUAACAGACAUCAACGAGACAUGCGUCAAAAUGAUUAAAGAGAACUGUCAGCUCAAUCACAUCCGGAUAGACGGAGGCUCUCGGACUACCUGGGCUGCUGAUGGGACAAGCAGCGAAGUAGAGGUACUUCCCAUCGCCACAGUAGAAGUCGCCAAGAUGGAUGCCAAUGUCAUCAUGCAUCUGCGGUCCUUUGACUACAUUCACUUGGACCCUUUUGGCACAACAGUGAACUACCUGGACGCUGCCUUCCGCAAUGUGCGGAAUCUGGGCAUUAUCUCAGUGACAUCCACUGACACGGGCUCACUGUACGCCAAGUCACUCAACGCCACUGUGCGUCACUAUGGCUGUCACAUUGUCCGCACAGAAUACUAUAAAGAGUUGGCAGCCCGCAUGGUGGUGGCCACUGUAUCCAGAGCAGCGGCACGCUGUAACAAAGGUAUCGAGGUAUUGCUGACAGUAGCUGUGGAACAUUUUCUCUUGGUGGUGGUUAGGGUCCUCAGAGGUCCUACCCAGGCAGAUGAAUCAGCUAAGAAGCUCCGGCAGCUUAUCCACUGUCAGUGGUGUGAGGAGAGGGUCUUCCUCAAACAAGGCAGCAUGGUAGAAGACAAUCUCUAUAACCAGCUCCCCUGUAACUGUCAUGGAAGUAUGCCUGGGAAAACUGCUGUGGAGCUGGGACCAUUAUGGUCAGGCCCAUUGUUCAACACUGGGUUUCUAAGAAGGAUGCUGUGUGCAGCAGUACACCACAGUAUGGAUGACAUCCAGACACUGGUCAAAACUCUCAUCUUAGAGUCUGAGUGUACCACCUUCAAGUCUUCUGUUCACGGGCCCACCGCUUUCACCAACCAAGUGGAGUGUGGUGUGGUCAUCAAGACUUUACAGAAGGGUGAGGAGUCAGGCACAGCCAACCAGUCCGGAAAGAGGAAAUCAGGUGAGGAUUCAGGAAAUAUGGUGAAGAAACUGAAGUCUGAUGCAGCUCUGGAACACCCAGCCUUCUACUACAGUAUCCACCGCCACAGCAUCAGAGGCAUGAACAUGCCCAAGUUGAACAAAUUUCUGCAGUACCUGACAGAGGCUGGGUUCAGGGUGGGCCGGACCCACUUUGACCCCACGGGGGUUCGGACGGAUGCCACACUGGAGCAGUUUAAAUCUGUCCUCACUAAGUACAGCGUGCCCACCUAUACAAACACCACCACCACCCAGACCAGCGUGGGCAAUGAAAAGACAUCAUGAGACACUUAAGUGAUCCAUUCUGAUGGCUUUGGGGUCAAUUCAUUCAAAAUGCUUUCAGUUCACUCUAUUCGAAAUUCAAACACUGAAUACCUUCUCUAAUCUACUCUCUAAAUACCCAGUUACUUCGAAAACAGAGAGUGAUUUCCAUGCCAUUAACCCUUGCAAUGUUUGAUUUUACGUUUUGAAUUAACUCCAACCCUGUUGAAGUCCAAGGUGUCUUUUUUUUUUUCUUCUUGGAACCCAAAUGGAGUUCUGACUGCACUGAUACCAAAUUUGAUACCGACUUGUUUACUAAUUAGAGUUGCUUUUUAAAGAGAGUUAUAUUUAAACCCAAUUAAGCUGAGCCUGCUACAAAGAUGAGUAUUUUUUUCCAUCACUGGUCUAUUUAUUCUUUUUAUGUCAGUUUCUUUUAGAUUAUUGAUAUAUGAUAGAGUUUAUCUGCUUUGUUGGUUCAUGUUCUUUUGUCAUACUCCUGUCUAACAUAAUAGUAAUAAAAGCUU